AUGGCCGCAGACACGACAUUCCGUCAACUGAUCUUGUACAGACUGCAAGUGAUGCAUGACGAACAACUUAUUCAACAUGCCAUACUGCCCAACAUCAAGCUCAAACGCAAUCUGAUCGCGAUCAUACAGAACUACAUGCUCACACUCGAUCCGGCUUCACCAGAGAUGCGCAAGCUGCUGCUCGACAGUCUGCCGCAGUUCUUUCAACUGACGGUCGCCAGUGGAUGGUACAUUCUGCUGCCAAUCGAUAAGCGCGAUCAUGCCCUCCAGCAACUGAUGCACAAUCUAUGUGUCAGUGUUGGUGUUGGUCGUGGUGAUGCUCCUGAGGAGCUGGUGGAGAUGCAUUCGCCAGCGGAAACACCCGCCGCCACAGACCCAGCAACAACCACAACCACAGACACAGCCAGGGAGACAGACAUCGUGUCCGAUUCCGGACCGACACUUGCCGGAAUGUUGGUGGCGUAUUUGAUGUGUUUGCAGAGGACAGUGGACACGAGGACAGCAUUGUCUGCGUGUGGACCACGCGCGCCACAGGUGAUCGACAUGGCAACAUCAUUCUGUCUCCACGCCAACAUAUAUCAUUUGGCUUUGGUAUUCUAUAGUCAUUACGCUCUGUUGUCAAUGGUGCCACAGCACUCCACUGUGGCCGCCUUUGCAAUGUAUCACAGAGACAUGCGCAACUCACCUGCCGCACGACACUGGCGCUCACUGCGGCAGACAUUGGGCUUAACAAACGACUUGGAGAUGCAUGUGGCCACGAACUAUCCUCACAUGGUGCGAUACAUGGCGCGAAUGCAGCCCUUCCUCGAUGUGCCACUGGCCGACCUCAAGGCGACGUUCGCGCGCUCCGAGGCCCAGGUGGCGCUGGAGCAGAGCAUCAAUGAGAUGAACGCCCCUGAGAUUGCAAAGCACCUGGCCACUUUCAAUGUGCUCAAUCGCAUCCCCCUGGACACGACACUCCUCGAUCUGGUGCCGGCUGUCACGGGCCAGGCCUACCACGCCAAGACAUUCAUGCGCCUGCUGAGCAGCGCACAGUGUUCGGAACAGAUCAGCGCCAUACUCUUCAACCCCAACUACUUCCUGCGCCAGCUCACUUCCAAGGUGAGCACGCUCGAGUUGGCCAUCCAGACGCUCAAGACACAGGCCCGCACUACAUACGCCACAUGCGCGCACAUCAUCGUCAAGAUCAUCGUGCGACUGCUCGAGUCGGGCACACACGACCACGCUCGUGAUAACAGCCAUGCGACACUCGGCCUGAGCAUGCUUCGCCAAGCCAUCAAGUACAACAUCACAUUCACACAGGAGCACUAUCAGGAGAUCAACAGGAUGAUGUCGAUGCUCAAGAAGGUGAGCGGCUACAAGAUCCCCGUGGAGCUGCACGCCCACGUGCUCAUGAACAUCGACUCGUCACUGGGCAUGCUGCUGCGGCUGGAGCUGGAGCUCGAGUCCAAUCCCGACCUGCCCAUCGACUACGAUCACCUCAAGCUGUACAGCGGCAUACCCAAGAACAACAGCCACUUUGUCAGGCUGGGCCUGCGUCUGCUGCUCGAGUACCACACACGCAUCCGAGGACUCCCGCUCAACAAGGAGACGCUGCUCUCGAUUGAUAUGAGACGAUUCGUCAUGACCAAGAACACGGCCGACAUCACCAACAGGGACUUGGCCGAGGAACUCUACGACUACUUGUUGUCCAAGGGCCGGCCCGACCUGGUGGUCGACCUGCUAGACCGAACAUUCAGACGCGAGGGCAAGCUGACGGUGCGCAUUCCCACAACAAUGCUGUACAAGAUCCUCGUCUCGCUCGAGACACUGGAACAGCGCAUCAAGUUCUUUGGUCAGCAUCACAGAUACCGCACGCUCACUGGACGCUACCAUCCUGAGCUCGAGGCGCUGCUGCGCACGGACGCCUCGCAGACCGGUGACCUGAACAUCCACUUCUUCCUCGUGGAAGUUGCCAAACACAACGCCGCCCAACUGGAGCGUAUCAAUGAGACGUUGGUGCGAGUGGAGCUCUCUGCCGAUGCUACCGAAUUCAUCCAAACAUUCUUUGAUGGCUUUGCCACAGACAGUCCAAUGUUAAAACAACAUCUACCAUUACAUCCACCAACGAUUGGUGAUAACUAG
This is a messenger RNA of Acytostelium subglobosum LB1, 2124 nucleotides long. RefSeq lists its product as hypothetical. The record is from RefSeq and is a predicted model, not a curated record. The transcript has a single exon. NCBI's taxonomy places the organism in Eukaryota, Evosea, Eumycetozoa, Acytosteliales, Acytosteliaceae. Bases 1 to 2124 code for a protein of 707 amino acids.